Messenger RNA from Suillus clintonianus, 1233 nucleotides. RefSeq lists its product as uncharacterized. NCBI's taxonomy places the organism in Eukaryota, Fungi, Basidiomycota, Agaricomycetes, Boletales, Suillaceae. The record is from RefSeq and is a predicted model, not a curated record. The transcript has 6 exons. The coding region runs from base 1 to 1233 and encodes 410 amino acids.
AUGUCGAAUCAUCAAGCGCUCGUUGAAGCGCUCUUGAUGAAAUCAUUACUUGGCUACGAGCUCGUUGAUACGAAGUUCCACCUAUUUUCAGGCCGUUCAGCACAUCCACGUAAAGUCACUCGGCUCCAAGCCUUGUCUGCCAACGACAUUGUUCUGACAGCACGCUCCGAAUUUUUCGCCGAAUUAUUGUCUGGAACGGGAUCACCUGAUGCCACGUUUGUCGAUUUCGACGGUGGCUCGGCAUACGAGGAUGGCGUGGCUCUUGACGAUUAUGGUUACGAUUCUGACAGCGAUCUUGAAGAGGAAGAAGAGAAAGAAGCUAUUCAAACGCCGGACAGCGACGAAACUGUCGUCCACAAGGGAAACACAAGUGAAUCAGAUGACGAUGACGACGAUGAUUUACUUUUCGUAGCGGAUGCUAGGUCCGAAAUCGACUCAACAGAUGGUGAUCGCAUCUUAGCCAGCGCAUCACAAGCUCCGAUGCCUAUCACUUCUGCCCCAAUUCAACAUAAACUAUCAGUUGUCAACUGCCGGAACAUACUGGUACGAGACACAGCCUUCAGGACGUGGAAAGCGCUCUUGCUGUAUUUGUAUACCAACAAGAUCAUCUUCUCCCCACUCAAGUCUCAGGGACAGCCCAGAGCCAAUGUGGAGGCCCCCGACCCUAGCACAUUGUGGCCUUGCUCACCAAAGUCGAUGUAUCGUUUAGCGUGCAAGGUUCGACUUGACAGUCUUCGUGACCAAGCUUUCUAUGCAAUACGCAGUAGUCUAAAUGCAGGAAAUAUUCUUCAAGAACUUUCUUCUUCAUUGACAUCCAAGUAUCCCGCAAUCCUGCAGAUGCAAGUAGACAUCCUACUCCAGCACAUUGCGUCCGUCGACGUCAUCCAAAAUAUGCCUUCGCUGGCCAGGAGGAUCGCUGACUCGCAAAUACCCCAUGGUGCUGACAUUAUGAUUGAUUUGUACCGGAAAAUGCUGCUGCAGUACCAUCCUCAGGCGCUUGCGCUUGCAGAAGCGCCAACUGAGAGGGAGUCGCCUCGGUCAGAUGGUGGACUUUCAUGUCGUGGAAUACCUAGCACUCCCCCACCACCAGCGUCAUUCAUGAACGAUACUUCCCCGCCACCGGCGCCAUUCAUGGACGACACUUCCCCGCCACCGGACGAUACUCCCCCACCACCAGCGCCGAAGACCACUACUCCAACACGUUACAGGAAGAAGAGGCCUUAUAUAUAUUAA